Hermetia illucens (black soldier fly) is the source of this 4766-nucleotide messenger RNA. RefSeq names its product fizzy-related protein homolog (gene fzr). Gene Ontology annotation, molecular function: ubiquitin ligase activator activity; protein binding; anaphase-promoting complex binding. Gene Ontology annotation, biological process: positive regulation of anaphase-promoting complex-dependent catabolic process; positive regulation of ubiquitin protein ligase activity; anaphase-promoting complex-dependent catabolic process. The transcript has 7 exons. Gene Ontology annotation, cellular component: anaphase-promoting complex. The record is from RefSeq and is a predicted model, not a curated record. The coding region runs from base 1262 to 2689 and encodes 475 amino acids. Lineage: Eukaryota; Metazoa; Arthropoda; Insecta; Diptera; Stratiomyidae.
UUCGCCGCUGUGGCUGGAAGGAGUUCCUGGACCGGGAAUCGACCAACGAGAAAUCUGCUGCAUCCGAUUUAACACUCAGAUUGCAACUGCACCCCAAAUGCAAUUCUGCUUUUAGUUCGAUUUUGUGCGAUUAGACGGCUUUAAACUGCUUAAAAUAAUUUUCUCGGGCACCUAAACUCGCAGUGAUCCCAUCAGUCAAUCGUGGGAAGUGUUUCCGGUAAAUUUUCCCGACCGUAAAAACAUUUUCAAAAUCCCAAGUUGAAACGGUCUCUGUGCAGCGUUUAUCAACUUUGUGGACCGAACGAGAAUAACCUCCCCACCUUGAUCGUGUGUGUGUGCGCUGAAAUGCAUUGAGCUGUCAGUUUUUUUGCUGCUGUGUGCAAGAGACAGUUGUGCUAUGAGCUGGGUGUGAAGGAGAUAACAAGUGAAACGACGCCAUUGACGCAAAAUAGCUGUCAAAAUCGAAUUGCUGUCAAACGAUCUGAGAAAAACUUUCGAAUUGUGAGAAAAUUGUAAGACGUUUUUUCGGGAAAACUGGAAAAUUUUUAGUGAAUUGAAGGCGCCCAGUGCUUGCGCUAGUGAAGGGGUGCGUAGUGAAGUGUUUUGACGGUGAUUUAGACAAGGAGACGACCAAUUGGAAGCUGGCGUUCGAAGACAAUAUUGCGCGCCUACAUUCAAAAGUGAUCUACUUGUAAACCUACGGGAACGCCACGACUUCGAGCUUAUCUACCAACAUUGUGAAGUGUCUCCAAUAAGUGCUAAGUUGUUCAUGCAACAUAGAUAACAAAUUUAAUAAAUAAUAUGUGAAUCGGAGCGGUCAGAGUGUAACGUAUGUACACGAUUUCGGAAAAGUCCAUAUUCGAAUCUAGAACGCCCAAUUUCUGCUAAAAGCCGGCAACCAUCGACCUACGCAUUCUACCCCACACUAAACCGCUGUAUUCGCCUAAUAAUAGUCACAUAAAUUUGAACUCAAUUCUUAUGUACGUGUACCGUGAAAUUAACAACUCCUCGGAACGUUUAUUGACUUGAAACAUUAUCAAAAUUAUCGGCAAGUGCAGUGACUCCCUGUAAUCUAUUUUAGAUCAGCCGUUUAUCUUUUAGCGCGUCCUAAACUUCGUAUGAAACGAGAUUGUACUGAGUGGAAUUAGCAAUAGUGUUUCCGCCGAAUACAGGAUAAAAGCAACAUAGGAUACUAACAGUCUUAGUGUGUUGUGAACUGUGGACUUUGUGAACUGAAAGGACUGGACCCAAUUUAGUGAAAAUGUUUAGUCCGGACUAUGAGAAACGCAUUUUAAAACAUUGCAGUCCAGUUGCGAGGAAUUUGUAUAAUAGUUUCGAAGCGGCGAGUUCAUCCACAUCUUACGAUCGAUUUAUACCUUGCAGAGCAAAUAACAAUUGGGUAACAUCAUUCGCCUCAAUACAGAAAUCAAAUGAAAACUCACCACAAACUAACAAGAAACAAAGAGAUUGUGGUGAAUUAAUGCGUGAUAGUUUUGCAUAUUCAUGCUUAUUAAAAAAUGAGUUACUGGAUGCUGACAUUGAUGAUGUAAAAGCCGUGAGCGAUGAUCGAAAUGAAAAUAACUACAUACCCAGUGCAAAGAAGAAUCUAUUCAACUAUAGAUCGCCACAAAAACAGGAUGAACACUGCGUUUCACUAUCACCAGUUAGUAUAAAAAGUCAAAAGUUGCUCCGAUCACCCCGAAAAGCAACACGAAAGAUCUCAAGAAUUCCGUUUAAGGUUUUAGAUGCACCAGAACUUCAGGAUGAUUUUUAUUUAAAUUUAGUCGAUUGGUCAUCACAAAAUGUUCUAUCAGUAGGACUAGGUAGCUGCGUAUAUCUGUGGAGCGCUUGCACGAGCCAGGUGACGAGAUUAUGUGAUUUAAGUCCGGAUACCAAUACAGUCACUUCAGUAUCGUGGAACGAACGAGGCAAUUUAGUAGCGGUAGGAACACACCACGGAUACGUUGCCGUUUGGGAUAUGGCGGCUAAUAAACAGAUCAACAAAUUAACCGGACAUUCAGCUCGCGUCGGUGCUCUUGCGUGGAACGGAGAUGUUCUCUCCAGCGGAUCACGAGAUCGUCUUAUCAUGCAGCGUGACACAAGAACUCCGCCCCAGCAGUCGGAGCGACGAUUAGCCGGACACCGUCAAGAAGUGUGCGGACUAAAAUGGUCCCCCGACAAUCAAUACCUAGCCAGCGGUGGCAAUGACAACAGACUCUACGUAUGGAAUCAACAUUCCUUAAAUCCUGUGCAAUCCUAUUCAGAACACAUGGCCGCAGUUAAAGCAAUUGCUUGGUCACCUCAUCACCAUGGCCUUCUUGCAAGUGGGGGCGGAACAGCAGAUCGUUGCAUUCGCUUCUGGAACACCCUGACCGGACAGCCGAUGCAAUGUGUAGACACUGGAUCACAAGUUUGCAAUUUGGCGUGGUCGAAACACUCUUCAGAAUUAGUCUCGACGCAUGGCUACUCACAGAAUCAGAUCCUCGUUUGGAAGUAUCCGUCAUUGACGCAGGUCGCCAAAUUAACAGGACAUUCCUAUAGAGUACUGUACCUUGCACUGAGCCCAGAUGGUGAGGCGAUUGUUACAGGAGCGGGCGAUGAAACCUUACGAUUUUGGAAUGUAUUUAGCAAAGCACGAAGUCAAAAGGAGAAUAAAAGUGUAUUGAAUUUAUUCACCAAUAUUAGAUAAAUGAGAGCUGCCCGAAACAGUAGAGAAACGAAUACUAGCGCAAUAUUAAUAUUAAUUUUAAAUUGUAGCAAGAUUUAUAUUUCGUAGGGUUUCCUGUUUUUUGCCAGGAUUCAUGAUACGCAAGAACAUAAGUAUCAUUUUUUCUCUUUAUUUUUUUAAAAUAUUUAAGUCGUUACGGCAUCCAUUGCAGCAAAAUUGGUUUGUCGUUUCGUUUCUAUUUUGAAGGCAAAUUUCGAAGUAUCCUUUCUAUCUGAUCUCUUAUUUUUUUAUGAGUAUACUGUCGUUAUAUUGGGAGGAAUUGAAAUUGUAUUUUUUAUCACUUUUCACAUGAAUUAUAUUUGCGAUCCUCUUUCAAUUUUACCCGAAUGUCGGGUAGGUAUUUUUUCGAUAUACAUUUUAUUUUUAAAAGGAAACCUUUUGGGGUGAUUGUUUUCAACAAAACGACAAUGAAGCAUUAAUGUUUUGUUUAGCUCAAUAGUACACAUUAAUUAUACAUACAAUACAUUUUUAACUUUGGAUUAUUCGAUGUUCCCCGAAAUAACAGAUCAGAUUGAAAUCAUCUUCCCUAUACUCAGAUUGAAUGAAAUAGUGCGUACAUGAAAGGUCGACUGUGUGAAAUUAUGAAUUGUUUUUCUUGCUGACAUUUUCUUUCAAUGAACUUGUCUCAUUGCUCUUUAAAGGAAUGUAAUCUACAUUUAGAUUUGAUUUCGAAUGUGCUUAUUUAUAUAUUGUACUAUAUACAACCAAGAUGUUUAUUUUUGAUGAGUUACAUGAAUGCGAUUAUACACAUGCGUGCAUAUAUUGAAUAUAUGAUCAAGCAAGAAGGAAAUUGUGUAUGAUUUAAAGUUAAUUUUAUUGGAUUAAACUUAUAUUACAACGGCAAUAUAUACCGGAUAGGAUCAAAUCAUCCCAAAUCAAAGAACUUUGAGGGGGGCAUUCACUGAUAGCACUUGGAAAUCAUUGGUAAAUUCUGCCAGACCUUAUGCGGAUGGACCGAUCGACUGAGACUAGGAUAAACAUUUCUUCAGCAGCCAAGUUAAAUAAGUAUCUGUUAUUUGUAUAUCCGAACAGUUCUACUACUAUUAUAACAGAAAAUCCAUAUCAAAUACGUAUUAAUAAACUUUCUGAACAAACAGCAAACCAAUAAAGUGUCACUUACCAGAUAAACUCAACUUGAAAGCUAAAAGAUACCAGAAAAUCAAUCCUACAUCAAAAUAAAUUUUAGAAUUUAAUUGAUCGCUUUAAGUUUCUGUUUUGUGAUGUUUUAUAUUAGUUUAGAGUGUAACAAACAAUAUAAUUUAAAAAUAUGUACAUAAGGGUGAUUUAUUCUGAACCGAUUUCAAAGGCAUAUACACGAAACUGUAUUUAUUAUAUCGAAAGAAAGAAAAAAUCAAGAAAUACUAGAUAUUUAUGCUACUAACAAAUGCAUAAAUCUUUACUAUUUCAAAAGUUAUAUAUACGAAUACUCUGUGACUAAAACUGAUUACCAAUAUGUGUCCUAUCAAAUACAGCUUACAUCAUCUCAGAAGGGCUGUUCUGAGUUAUCGAACAAUCAUUGCAGCAGUUCCCGCUUUGAAGAAGAUUGAAUACUUUGGCAGCCUGCACGUUCUACAUAAAGUACCAUUCUUGAGAGUUCAUUGUUUUCGUAAGAAUGAAUAGACCGAAACAAUCACUUUUGGGCACAGAAUAUUCUUAACUCGAAAGUAGAUCGAUGUUUUGAUUUGACGACAUAUAGAUCUCCCUACAAUAAUCCUCGAAACUAAACAUCGAUCGUUUCCACCUUUUCAUUGAUAAGUCAUGAAUUUGAUAACAAUUAUACAAAAAUGUGAUUUCGACAUUGCUUAAUGCAAAUCGGGGCAGUGAACAAUUCAAUUAAACUACCAGAAAAUUCUUUGCCUAUUGCUAAGCUUAAAUUUCUAAAUUUUGUCUUAUAACUUUUCUAAUCUGAUCCCUAAAAUUCAAAUCAUGUAUUGAAAAUUUGAAGCUUUUGAUUGAAUUAAAAAUAUGGAAAUUAUUAGCUUCCAGCCUUUGUCAUUUUAUUGUAAAUAACAAUAAAGAAUUCAUUGAUUAAGCUAUA